Molecule: messenger RNA, 969 nt
Organism: Saccharomycodes ludwigii
Lineage: Eukaryota; Fungi; Ascomycota; Saccharomycetes; Saccharomycodales; Saccharomycodaceae
Gene: POM34
Product: Pom34p
Exons: 1
Coding region: 1-969 (322 amino acids)
Source: RefSeq, a predicted model, not a curated record
AUGGAUGUUGAUCCUAUAUUUUGCACCCCAAGAAAACCUAUAACUGAUGACCGUUUAAAUUUUUUAAAAACCCAAAUACUAUCAACGCCUAUAGUUCAAAAAACCCAUGAACAACCAAAAUCACUGCGAGAAUCCAUCGAUUUAAUGAAUGAUUCUCAAAAAGGUGUUACAAGUCAUUUUUCUGAGAAUAAAUCGCAAAAACAAAUUGCGCCAGGGAACAGUGCCAAUAUUACUUUGAAAAUACCCAAAAUCAAUGUAGAAAGAGAAACGAGGAGGUUAAUUUGGAGUGUCGUUACAAUAUUUGCUGUUCAUUUAGUAGUGAAAUUUAUUGAAUUAAUAAUUUGGAAAUCCCAAGGGUUGGUACUAAAAUUGAAUUUGGAUAUUAUUUUUGAAGAAUAUUUCCUGAAAAAUAGUACUAUUGCAUAUUUGUUUAAUGUUUGUUUUUUUUAUUUAAAAAACGUUUUGACAUUGCCUAAUAUUGAAAAGUGGAUUUUUAGAUUAUUGCUUUUAAACAUUUCUAUUUCUUUAUAUAAAUUGAUCCAAUAUCGAAGAUUUAGAAUUAUAGAGGAGAAGAUUGUUAAUACAAAAAAAAACGACAAUAAUAUUCGUAAUGUGCUUAAAACACCGAUCGCUUCCAGAGAUGUUGAUUCUACUUCUAUUUCGGAGAAUAAAAAAGAUGAUGGUUUUUCUACGUCUUCAAGAAUUGAUAGAAUACCACAAGGUAAGUCUAUCGAUAAAGUACCAUAUCUAUUUAAAGGUAUUGAAUCUACUCCAUUGAAAAGUCUUAAUGUUGAAAAAUCUUCCAAUGCUUUAUUAAGUGAUACUAAUAUCAGUAAAAUUAUGUUAAACAAAUAUUCUGCAUCUAGCUUAUCAUUACCUGUUACACCAAUUAAGAGCAGUGGUUAUAUCCCCAGUAAUAAAUAUGCUUAUAAAAUGAUGGAUUCUCCCUCAUUAAAAAGAAAAAUCUAA